AUGACCGAGGAAGUUCUCAGCAAGGGCUGUGGGGCGUGGGAGGGAGUUGGGAGGGAGGAGAAGGAUGUGGAGGUGGAGGGCAAGAAAGUGAAAACGUUCGUGGAAGUCAGUGUGGAGAGCCAGGCUGGGCGGCUCUCCGAGUGCUCCGGGCUGUCCUGGGCCCUCAGGAGCCCCUGCAUUGUCCUGAGCAGUGAUCCCCAGAAGCAGGCGCUCAGGGGCCUCCAGGCCUUGCAUAUGGACACCUCCGGCCAGCAGGAAGCAGGGGUGGAAGCCCCGGAUGGCAUCACCUCUGCCCGCUCAACACCCAGAAGAGCCCGGAAAAGAGCAGAGGGUGGAGCCAGCUCCAACGUCUUCUCCAUGUUCGAUCAGUCCCAGAUCCAGGAGUUUAAAGAGGCUUUCACCAUCAUGGACCAGAACCGGGAUGGCUUCAUCGACAAGGAGGAUCUGAGGGACACCUUUGCUGCCCUGGGCCGCAUCAAUGUAAAGAACGAGGAGCUGGAGGCCAUGGUGAAGGAGGCCCCUGCGCCCAUCAACUUCACCGUCUUCCUGACCAUGUUUGGGGAGAAGCUGAAAGGUACGGACCCAGAGGAGACCAUUCUCCACGCCUUCAAGGUUUUCGACACUGAAGGGAAAGGUUUUGUCAAGGCUGAUUUCAUCAAAGAGAAGCUCAUGACGCAGGCAGACCGCUUCAGUGAGGAGGAGAUCAAGCAGAUGUUUGCUGCUUUCCCGCCAGAUGUGUGUGGCAAUCUGGACUAUAGGAACCUGUGUUACGUCAUCACGCAUGGCGAAGAGAAGGACUAAAAGGGGACCACCGACGCCCACCCCCACUCCAUACACACAUUCAGAGGCAG
This is a messenger RNA of Balaenoptera ricei (Rice's whale), 851 nucleotides long. RefSeq names its product myosin light chain 10 (gene MYL10). NCBI's taxonomy places the organism in Eukaryota, Metazoa, Chordata, Mammalia, Artiodactyla, Balaenopteridae. The transcript has 9 exons. Gene Ontology annotation, cellular component: mitochondrion; cytoplasm. Gene Ontology annotation, molecular function: calcium ion binding. The record is from RefSeq and is a predicted model, not a curated record. Bases 1 to 801 code for a protein of 266 amino acids.